Alexandromys fortis (reed vole) is the source of this 1035-nucleotide messenger RNA. It is a transcript of the gene C1ql4, whose product is annotated as complement C1q like 4. NCBI's taxonomy places the organism in Eukaryota, Metazoa, Chordata, Mammalia, Rodentia, Cricetidae. The transcript has 2 exons. The record is from RefSeq and is a predicted model, not a curated record. Gene Ontology annotation, molecular function: protein binding. Bases 293 to 1009 code for a protein of 238 amino acids.
UAUCAGACUACAGGUUCUGAACCCUCAAGGGCUGUCCUUGGCCCAACCCACGGGGGAGACCUCCAUCCUGACCGGAGGUUUGGGGAACAACUCCGCUGUGAUAGGAGGAAUCAGUAGGGGCAAGGUGGUCGAGCACAGCCGUCGGGAGAUCCGGACCGGGACCCGAGUCCGCGGAGAGCCCCGGGCCUCCGCCGCCGCCAUUGCGCCCAAAAGUGAGGAGGAUUUGUUGGCCCUGGCCGCGUCACGGCUGAGCCGCCGCAAGCGGGUGGCGGGAGCGGCCGUCGGGGUAGCCAUGGUGCUGCUGCUGCUGGUAGCCAUCCCGCUACUGGUGCACAGUUCUCGCGGACCAACACACUAUGAGAUGCUGGGUCGAUGUCGCAUGGUGUGUGACCCCCACGCACCCCGAGGCCAAGGCCCCGACGGCGCUCCCGUCUCGGCUCCUCCGUUCCCUCCAGGUGCCAAGGGAGAGGUGGGUCGGCGAGGGAAGGCGGGCCUACGCGGACCACCAGGACCCCCAGGUCCCAGAGGGCCCCCUGGAGAGCCAGGCAGGCCAGGUCCCCCGGGUCCUCCUGGUCCAGGCCCUGGAGGGGCAGCGCCCCCUGCGGGUUAUGUACCCCGAAUUGCUUUCUACGCGGGUCUUCGGCGGCCUCACGAGGGUUAUGAAGUGUUGCGCUUUGACGACGUGGUGACCAACGUGGGCAACGCUUACGAGGCAGCCAGUGGCAAGUUCACCUGUCCCAUGCCGGGCGUCUACUUCUUCGCUUACCAUGUGCUCAUGCGCGGCGGCGACGGCACCAGCAUGUGGGCCGACUUGAUGAAGAACGGACAGGUCCGGGCCAGCGCCAUUGCUCAGGAUGCGGAUCAGAAUUACGACUAUGCCAGCAACAGCGUCAUUCUUCACCUAGAUGUGGGUGACGAGGUCUUCAUCAAGCUGGACGGUGGGAAAGUGCAUGGUGGCAACACCAACAAGUACAGCACCUUCUCAGGCUUCAUCAUCUAUCCGGACUGAACCCAGCACCUUUCCACACACGCGCA